UUCCACAUCAUCUCUCUAUCAUCACCUAUCUUAAAUGUUACUAGUACCAUGGCUACUGAGCUUGGCCUUCUUUCCUUGACCCAGGUUCAAAAAUUAGUUCAGUCUCACCAAAAUCAACCACAAAACCCUAACUUUUCUUCAGGUGCUAAUUCUUGGAUGUUGAACCCUAAGAAAGCUCCCCAAGAAGAUGAUGAUUCAUGGGAGGUUAGGGCGUUUGCAGAAGACACAGGUAAUAUCAUGGGCACCACUUGGCCUCCAAGGUCUUACACUUGCACUUUUUGUAGAAGGGAAUUUCGGUCAGCUCAAGCCCUAGGCGGCCACAUGAAUGUGCACCGCCGAGACCGUGCUCGCCUUCACCAAACGCAACCGGGUUCAAUCAAUAUUCCCUCUUCAUCAUCUUCCACUUCCUCCUCGACUUUGAUAAUUCCAACUCAAGAGUUCGCUACAAACGGUGGAUUAUGUCUACUCUACCAAUUACCUAACCCUAGUGGGGUUUUCACUCCCACAACCAUGACUGCAUGUGCUAUUGAUUCGCCAUCUCCUCUUCUCUCUAUCUCGCCGUAUCCCUCCAACAACUUGAUAGCGGCGCCAUCGAUAAAUUUCCCAGUAACGCCGCAAGGGCUAAAUUCUUCUCAAUGCCACUCCAGCAAAGAUCCCUCAGGCUCUAUCGACAAUAGCAAUAAUGUGAAGGAGAACAGCAACAACUACAACGAUUCGGCCAUUGAAGAGCUUGAUCUAGAGCUUCGCCUAGGGCACAGACCAACACCAUCGUAACAACAAAUUAACAAGAAAUUUUAUUGUGUGAGUGUGAUUUCUUUAAUUGCAGUUUGAGGGAAAAGAGUGUCAUUGAUGUGUAAGAUACGGUAUAAUUUUGAUAGGCUUGUGUGAGAUUUUUUUUU
This is a messenger RNA of Pistacia vera, 899 nucleotides long. Its product is annotated as transcriptional regulator SUPERMAN. The record is from RefSeq and is a predicted model, not a curated record. Bases 49 to 774 code for a protein of 241 amino acids. Lineage: Eukaryota; Viridiplantae; Streptophyta; Magnoliopsida; Sapindales; Anacardiaceae. The transcript has a single exon.